Molecule: messenger RNA, 1836 nt
Organism: Raphanus sativus (radish)
Lineage: Eukaryota; Viridiplantae; Streptophyta; Magnoliopsida; Brassicales; Brassicaceae
Exons: 1
Coding region: 1-1836 (611 amino acids)
Source: RefSeq, a predicted model, not a curated record
AUGGCACAAACAAACAACAAAAGCAACUUUCUCAAUACCCUAACGCUUGAAGAUGAAGAAGACGACUUAGUCAUACUCCCUCACGUUGACAAUUCGGAGUUAAUCGCGCGUCACAACCUCAGCCUAGUUGGUAGGCUCUUUAACAAAGAGAGACGAGGUGUGGAAGCUCUCAUUGCUCUCCUCCCGAGACCCAGCAUUUGGGAUGUCGAAGGUAGAGCCAGAGGAAUGGACCUAGGCAACCACAUGUUUCAGUUCGACUUUGACUCGGAAGAGGACCUUCAGAAGGUUCUAAGCAAGCGCCCUUGUCAUUUCAACAAGUGGUCCUUUGCUUUGGAGCGAUGGAUUCCACAUAUUGGAGACUCCUUCCCUAACAAGAUGACGUUUUGGGUCAGUGUUACUGGCAUCCCGACGCACUUUUGGCUUGACCCGAUCUUCCAAGCUUUGGGGAAGAGACUUGGAUUGGUAGGGAAAGUGGAAGCAAAAGCUGCGAAAUUCGAGCUUGAACUGGAUGCACAGCGUCCCCUUAAGUUCAAACUCCGAGCUCAAGUACCCUCGGGAGAAAUUGUUCCGGUCACUUUGGAGUACUCAAACCUCCAUAGAUGGUGCCACCACUGCCGCCUUUUGUCACAUGAAGUUGACACAUGCCCCCUCUUGACCGAUGAACAGAAAAAUCUGCUUGCAAAAGAGAAUGAAGCUUCACGAGAGCAGGGACCAUACCCUAGAAUGGAGACUACUAGAAACCCUGAAACAUCAAAAAGAACAAACCUACCUACAACUAAGGCUCCUCUUCAACAGGAGCGAAGGCAGGGAUACCGCUCCCAAAGAGACAACAGGGAUAGCGUGUGGCAUCGCAUGGACUCCCGUCAUGCUCCAAGAGAGGAUCACCGCCGUGACCAGCGUCAAGCUCCCCGUGAUGCUCCCCGUGAUGCUCCCCGCGAUGCUCCUCGUGAGUUUUCUCGUGAAGCUCCUCGUAAUGCUCCUCGUGAGGCACCUCGUGAUAUAGGAAACAUGUCACACCAACAAGAAACCUACAACAAAAGAAGAUAUGAGGAAUCUUAUGCUUCAAGUAGACAAAGAGAAGAGGAGAAGAAAGCAAAUAGUAAACAACAAUCUUCACGGCAAAAUGAUGGAAAAGAUCAGUUACCUAUGGUCUCUCGUGCCAAACAACCUGCUCGCCCCCAGCCUCCCCUCACUGAUACAAUAGAGAAACCUCAAGAAGAAGGCAGCAGAACUCUCUCUCCUGAACAUGUAAGAGAAAGACCUUUCAAGUUGAACCUCCACACUUCAUCUACAAAGGAUCAAAAGCUAAAAGGAAAAGUAAGUGAUCUGGAGAUCACAUCUGAAGAAGGAAGCUCCGUCAAGAAAAGCCUGAAGUUUGACAUUGAGAAGGCAGCCCCCUUAACAAACCCGCAAGCUACUCCACCGAUUGUCCCUUCGGUCAAAGCCACUGCUAUGAAAAAGAGUUGGUAUGAGCAGACUCUAGAAGAGGAAGAGGAAGAGAUAAUGAACCAAGAGACGGUCAGGAAACCUACCUCGUCUUCGGAGAAGGCGAUGGAGGAAGUAAUCGAUCCAAAUGCAGAGAAGAUCCUCGAGGAGGAAGACUGGAUGGUAGAUGACGAAAACUAUGAUGGCGACGACCUAAUGGAGGAUGACGAUCUGCUAGUCGACGAUUUGGACCAGGAGGAGAUGUCCUUAGCUCCUGUCAAUCCACUCGCAACGGACGCCCUAAGGAGCUUAGAAGACAGCAACAAAGCGGAAAAGAUCUCGAGCCCUCUAGCCCCUCCGGAAUGCCGAUUGGACCCUCUCCUUGCCCUGACGCCAUCAUCCAGAACGUGA